This is a messenger RNA of Saccharomyces kudriavzevii IFO 1802, 2934 nucleotides long. RefSeq names its product ubiquitin-ubiquitin ligase BUL1 (gene BUL1). Gene Ontology annotation, molecular function: ubiquitin-ubiquitin ligase activity. NCBI's taxonomy places the organism in Eukaryota, Fungi, Ascomycota, Saccharomycetes, Saccharomycetales, Saccharomycetaceae. Gene Ontology annotation, cellular component: ubiquitin ligase complex. The transcript has a single exon. Bases 1 to 2934 code for a protein of 977 amino acids. Gene Ontology annotation, biological process: protein polyubiquitination; protein monoubiquitination. The record is from RefSeq and is a predicted model, not a curated record.
AUGGUCAAAGAUUUGAGUGAGGCCGGGUUUCCACCGAAGCGAAGGCCUUUGCUGCGUCCUCAACGCUCCGAUUCUACUGCACAGGGUAUGGCAACUGGGAAUGCGAAUACAAGCAUGAGAGGUCGCGGUAGGCAGAAACAAGAGGCAGCUAAGGUCAGCUCGAGGUCACCGUCGCUGCACUCUCCAAAAUCGUGGAUAAGAAGCUCGUCUGCGACUGGGAUUCUCGGACUAAGACGUCCAGAAUUGGAAAACUCACAUUCGCAGGCUCCUUCGUCUACUGCUCCUGCUGCUGCUAACCGUUCUCCUUUGAGAAGAUCUACUGCAAAUGCGACUCCCAUUGAGACGGGGAGGUCUUGGACAGAUGGAGAUAUCAACAACGUCGUGGACGUUCUGCCCUCUUUUGAGAUGUACAACGCCUUGCAUAGGCACAUCCCACAGGGGAAUGUCGAUCCGGACAGGCAUGAUUUCCCACCUUCCUACCAGGAAUCUAAUAAUUCGGCUGCGACUGGUGGUGCGAGCUCGAGCACUGACCUCUCGCAUCAAGAAUUGUCUUCUACGGACGCAUUGGGUGCCACACAUCCUUCCUCAACCUCUAAUUUGGAAAACUUAAUUCCCCUGCGAACAGAGCAUCACAGCAUCGCGGCACAACAGCCUACUACGGUUGAUGAAGAUUCUUUGGAUUUUCCCCCCAUACUCGAUGACUUGAACGACGCAGACAACAUUUUCAUCGAUAAAUUGUACACCUUGCCAAAAAUGUCUACGCCAAUUGAAAUCACAAUCAAGACCACAAAGAAUGCGCCUAUGCCACACAUGAAGCCGGAGGAGGAAUCUAUUUUGAAGGAAUAUACGUCGGGCGAUUUAAUUCACGGUUUCGUUACCAUUGAAAACAAAUCUCAAGCGAGUCUGAAGUUCGAAAUGUUCUAUGUCACUCUGGAAUCAUACAUCUCCAUAAUCGAUAAGGUUAAGGGGAAAAGAACGAUCAAAAGAUUUUUACGGAUGGUCGACUUAAGUGCCUCUUGGUCAUACUCAAAAAUUGCGCUUGGGUCCGGUGUGGAUUUCAUCCCGUUGGAUGUAGACUACGACGAUUCCAUAUUCGGGCUAAACAACAGCCGGGUCUUGGAACCAGGUGUCAAGUACAAGAAAUUUUUCAUCUUCAAAUUACCUUUGCAAUUACUGGAUGUCACUUGUAAACAGGAGCAUUUUUCCCAUUGUUUGUUGCCUCCUAGUUUUGGUAUUGACAAAUAUAGAAACAAUUGCAAAUACUCCGGAAUCAAAGUAAACAGCGUUCUAGGGUGCGGUCAUUUGGGUACAAAGGGCUCCCCCAUUUUGACUAACGAUAUGUCCGAUGAUAACCUUUCAAUUAACUACACUAUCGACGCAAGAAUUGUUGGCAAGGACCAAAAGACUUCCAAACUGUAUAUCAUGAAGGAGAGAGAAUAUAACCUAAGGGUCAUUCCCUUUGGAUUUGACGCUAAUGUUGUCGGGGAAAGAACCACUAUGACUCAACUGAAUGAUUUCACUAAACUAGUACAGGAAAGGUUGGAUGCAUUGAAAAAAAUUUUCCAGAAAUUGGAGAAAAACGAACCUAUAACAAAUCACGAUAUUCAUGGUGCAGACUUGAGUGGUACCAUUGAUGAUUACGUGCAAUUAGACUCUCAAGAAAUUGUACAAAGGAAAUUGGAUCAGCUGCACAUUAAGAAUAGAAAUGACUAUUUGGUCAACUAUAACGAUUUGAAGUUGGGUCAUGGCAUGGACAAUAAUCGCCUUGAAUGUGGGAGUCAUAAUACUGAUUCAUCUAGAAACUGGGCUUCCUUUGUUGAAAGCGAGUUGAAAUAUAAACUGAAAAAUAAAUCCAACUCAUCAUCUUUUUUGAACUUUUCUCACUUUCUAAACGGUAGUUCCAGCUCUAUUUCCACUUCUUCAAAUACCACAAAAGGUAAUCACGACCUCACAAGUAAUAAAGAAAGGACCGGAUUAAUACUAGUGAAGGCUAAAAUCACCAGACAAGGCUUGUCAUACUGGUCACCCUCGUUAUUGAGAAAAACAAAUGUUUUUGAAUCUAAGAGUAAGCAUGACCAAGAAAACUGGAUGAGACUUUCCGAAUUGAUUCCUGAUGACGUUAAAAAACCAUUGGAAAAGAUUGAUUUACAACUAACUUGUAUUGAAUCCGAUAAUAGUUUACCUCAUGAUCCGCCCGAGAUUCAAUCAAUUACCACAGAACUGAUAUGUAUAACAGCCAAAUCUGAUAAUUCUAUCCCAAUUAAGCUGAACUCAGAGUUAUUGAUGAACAAAGAAAAGCUGACAAGCAUCAAAGCACUGUACGAUGAAUUUCAUUCAAAAAUUUGUGACUAUGAAACUAAGUUCAACAAAAAUUUCCUCAAAUUAAAUGAGUUAUACAAUAUAAAUAGAGGAAACCGUAGACCGAAAGAAUUGAAAUUUACCGAUUUUAUUACGUCGCAGUUGUUUAAUGACGUUGAAAGUAUUUGUAACUUGAAAGUUAGUACUCAUAACUUAUCGAACAUCUUCAAAAAACAAGUGAAUACUUUGAAACAACAUCCAAAACGCGCGCCAUCUGAGGAUUCAAUAUCACACAUCGGUAAUGGUAAUUCAUCGUCACCAAAUUCAGCGUCAUUGACCCCAGUAACAUCUUCGUCCAAGAGUAGUCUAUUUUUACCAAGUGGUAACUCGUCUACUUCUCUGAAGUUUACAGAUCAAAUUGUCCAUAAAUGGGUUAGAAUUGCUCCUUUGCAGUACAAGAGGGACAUCAAUGUCAACCUGGAAUUCAAUAAAGAUAUCAAGGAAGCUUUAAUUCCGAGUUUCGAAAGUUGUCUAUGCUGUAGGUUCUAUUGCGUUCAGGUAAUGAUUAAAUUCGAAAACCAUCUUGGUGUAGCCAAAAUUGAUAUCCCUAUUUCCGUUAGGCAAGUGAUAAAGUAA